AUGUCAACUCUCCCCGUCGAGGUCAGGAAUAACACCACCAACAACACGGUCUGGGCGUAUGUUUCUGGUUAUGACAUUGACAAUGGCAAUAAACUACUUUUCAUGGCAGCCGAUGGCAAGUCUAAAUACUAUCCACCGUCUCCUCCAGCCGGACAGACUAUUCAACCUGUUCCAGAAGACUGCGCCAUUAAGCUGGCCCCCACUGGACAGUCCACCGUGCUCGCAAUCCCUCACAUUGCCGGCUGCAGAAUUUGGUUCUCGACCAACGAAAAGCUAAAGUUCUUUCUUAACCCAGGCCCUUCGCUCGUGGAACCUAGCUGCACAAAUAUGGAGGAUCCAAAUAUCAAUUUGAACUGGGCUUUUUGCGAGCUGACGUAUAAUGCUGAUCAAGUUUUCUGUAACAUCUCCAUGGUCGACUUCGUGUCGAACCUACCUUGUGCGCUGACUUUAACGACGACGACGGGGCGCACAGAUCAUGUUAGCGGGAUGAGCAUCAACGGUCUUGCGAAUGUUUGUAGGUCGCUGAAGUGGCAAGCAGCUCAGGACAAGCAGCCAUGGGAUAAACUUAUCUUCAACGGUCCUGACGGACAGCCACUGCGAGUUCUUAGUCCCAAUAACGCCAUGGUCAGGGACCCAAGCCUUUUUCGCGGUUACUUUGAGCCGUAUGUCAAUGCGGUCUAUGCUAAGCAUACUGGUGGGGUGCAACUGUCGUGCGAUACACAAGCUCAAUGGGGAGUAGUCCACGGCACUGUAAAUGAUGAUGUACUCUACUUUGAUGGCCAGAAUAUAAAAUUUCCAAAGCCGUCAACGCGAGACAUCUUCUCGUGCAGCACAGGACCAUUUGCAGAUGGUUCGCCUGAACAAAUGUGCAUUGUGCCUCGUCUUGCCGCAGCAUUUAAUCGUGGCACUCUAGCAAUUUCGACCGGCGGAACAUCAAGUCAAAGCAGCACCAUUCCGGACGCUGCAGGCCCGAGCAGCUACUAUCAGUAUGAGACAUGCAAUCAUUACGCAAGGAUAGUACACGAGCAGUUGUUAGACGGAAGAGGCUACGGCUUUCCAUAUGAUGAUGUCUGCCAAACUGGCGGCCCAGACCAAUGUGGAGCCGUUUAUGAUAGUAACCCGAGGCUGCUUACUAUCGAAAUCGGAGGUAAUGGAGCUUAUUGCACUCCCGGUGCACCUGGUGCGCCGGCGCAGUAA
Molecule: messenger RNA, 1197 nt
Organism: Verruconis gallopava
Lineage: Eukaryota; Fungi; Ascomycota; Dothideomycetes; Venturiales; Sympoventuriaceae
Exons: 5
Coding region: 1-1197 (398 amino acids)
Source: RefSeq, a predicted model, not a curated record